AUGUACUUUCUUCAUACCCACUCGAGCGAGUGUAUAAAGAGCAAAUUCGAUCUCUUCUCUCUGCCAUCUACGCAAACCAGCAUUGAGAGUUCGCAAUGGAUUUAUUACAAACCCGUAACUUCGCUCGCAGACGACUCGCCCAUAGAAUUCGUCAUACCCGGACAUGGAGAAGACUAUCUGGACCUCACUCACACCAUGUUGAGCCUUCGUAUACGCGUAGAAAGCGAGCGCGGGGAGAACACGUCGGUCGCGCCCGAUGGCGAGGCAAAAGUAGGCCCCGUAAAUCAUUUAUUGCAUUCCAUGUUCAACCAAAUCGACGUAUAUUUCAAUCAAAAGCUCGUAUCGCCACCAAACAACGCUUACGCGUACCGCGCGUACAUCGAGGCGUUAUUAAAUUAUGCUUCACCCGCAAAAACCUCCCAUCUAACCUCUUGCUUAUGGGACGCGGAUAUCCCUGGUUACAUGGACGACACGCUAGACGCGACAAAUCCAAAUACAGCGCUCGAGAGACGCGCGCGAUACAUUCGAGGAAAUCGCGCUCUAGAUCUCAUUGGUCAUCUUCACUGCGACGUUUUCAAUCAAGAUAAAUUUUUAAUUAAUGGAGUGGAGGUUAGAAUGAGACUCGUACGCUCGAAAAAUUCAUUUUGUCUUAUGGAGAGUAAAACGCUAUCAAAAAUACGCAUUCUUGAUGCCAGUCUACUCGUAAGAAGAGCAAAAAUAAGCCCGGGCGUGCUCCUCGCACACGCCAGAAUGCUGAGUAAAACUACCGCCAAGUAUCCCCUUACGAGGGUCGAAGUUAAGACAUUCACGAUACACGCCGGCGUCGUGGGGGAAUCGAUAGACAACGCAAUACUCGGGCAGCUACCAAAACGAAUAAUAGUCGGCUUUGUCGAUAACAAAGCGUUUAACGGUGAUAGAAAAUUAAACCCGCCGAUACAACCAAAUUUUUCGAAAAACGACCCGCUCUACGUUGAAGCUUAUCACACAUUAUUCUCCGGAACCGGUAUCCACUUUCUGAACGAGGGCAAUUCUAUAAGUAGAGACGAUUACGCCAACGGCUACACUCUUUUCGCUUUCGAUCUUACUCCCGAUCUAUCCGCUAAUUGCGCGGGACAUUGGAAUCUCGUAAAACACGGAAGCUUACGAUUAGAAGGUUUUCGCGAUGUCGAAGAAAACUUUAUUCCGAAAGAAGUGGCGGUUCUAGCGAUUAAUGCUGCGAUCACCGGACACUGGAUUAUGACGUCACCCUGUCCAUUUGAAGAUUUACCCGUGAGAGCAAAACGAGAAAACAACUGGCUCACGAAAUUAUCAUGA
This is a messenger RNA of Trachymyrmex septentrionalis, 1314 nucleotides long. RefSeq lists its product as uncharacterized. The record is from RefSeq and is a predicted model, not a curated record. Gene Ontology annotation, biological process: deoxyribonucleotide biosynthetic process. Gene Ontology annotation, molecular function: ribonucleoside-diphosphate reductase activity, thioredoxin disulfide as acceptor. Lineage: Eukaryota; Metazoa; Arthropoda; Insecta; Hymenoptera; Formicidae. The transcript has 3 exons. Gene Ontology annotation, cellular component: cytosol. The coding region runs from base 1 to 1314 and encodes 437 amino acids.